AUGGCAGACUUCCGGAAACUGGCACUCGAGUUCGUCCUCAGUGACGAUAUCGAAAGACAGGCAACAAUAGUACGGGAGGCAGCUUCAGCCAUCCAAUCAGCACCCAGACCAAGCAACCCAGUCGCAAGAUGGGUUGAGUCCAUCAGACCUUGGAUGCCGAGUGCCAAUGACGACCAAAUGGAAGAGGGUGAAGAUGGAGAAACAAGUGGUGACGUCAUUGCCAGAUCCAAAGCAUUGAGCUUCUUGGCUGGCACGUUGGAUCAUUUGGACCCCGAGUUUCUCAAGCCGGAUCAAGUCAAUCUGCUUGUGACCUUCUUUGGCAGCAUGUUCAAGGUUGACCACAAAGCUGGCAUACUACCAGCUGCCAAGGCACUCAAAAGAACUGCCAGCAUGAAGGCUUUUCAGCCUGAGAAAGGAAACGACAUUAUCAAUAGUGUUUGCAGUCUCCGGGACGACUUUAAGGCCCAGGUAGCAGACACGCGUGCAGCUGUGUAUGAGCUCCUUGACUACCUUGUCACUAACCUAGAUGUCAACAAUGACCUGCAAUACCAACACGGUACAACCGCUGGCUUCAUCACAGACCUCUUGCAACUAUGCCGUAACGAGAGAGACCCUCGAUGCCUGAUGAUAUGGUUCAAGAUCUUGAAAGUGUUCCUCUCAGAGUAUUCUCCUGGGCCAGAGGUUGUCGAUGAGAUCUUCAGCAUCUUCUCUGCAUAUUUCCCCAUUUCUUUAAGAACGUCCCAACACCCAUCAGGAAUCACAGCAGAUGAUCUGAAGCUUGCUUUGAGGGCUUGUUUUUCAGCACAUCACCGUGUAGCUGGCAAGGCCAUCCCGUACCUUCUCAGUAGGUUGGACCAACCGGACAGUGUGACUGUUAACGUCAAGGUCGAUAUUCUCAAGACCCUGACUGCAUGCUUGGGCAACUACGAGCAUGUCCAGCAAGGAGUUGCGCCCUUUGCGGAUAAGAUUUGGAGCAGCCUCAAGUACGAAGUCCGCAACGGAGAAAUCGAGGACACAAUCAACGCCACGUUGGAGGUCAUCCGAACCAUUGCCAAACGACUCACAGGAGCUGAACUUAGAGACUUUGCCCUCGCUGUCCAGCGUGACUGCUUGGAGGACUUGUCAAACCCUAUCUACACGGCAGCUUCUGGGAAGCUUCUUAUCUCUGUUCACAGCGCAAAACCUGCUGCUUUUGCGCUCAUGGUUGCUCCUUCAGUUACUCAUGUCAAAGAGAACCUUCGUCACACGAAGUCACCUGAGCAUACCAAGAAUCUCUUGAUAUUGCUAAACUCCCUGCUCGAGCUUCGGCAAGCCCUUAUUGGAGGAGGUGUGCAAUUGAACGUAGAGGAUGCCCAGGCUUUCAAGGCAACAGAACAAAUGCUUUGCCCGCUUCACAACCAGACGUACCUGCCUCUUUUCCAGAAAGCUCUCGAGGAUACAGCUCAGAAGGAGGAUAUUGCAAUAGGCCAACAGGCGAUUAAAGGUCUUGGGUUGAUGGUUUGCCAGCGAGCAGCCCAGACAGGAGAAUCCACCCAACCUAUGCUUCCCGAUUCAACACUCUCCGAAAUCUGCAACGGUUUGGCAAGCGUCAUCUUCAAGGAUUCCGAACAGCCUACGAUGGCCGAAGCCCGCUCCGAACUAGAGAACGAUGCUGUUCUCGCUCUACAGAAGGCUCUGAUGGCUUAUCCGCAAGGUCGGGCAGAGGCUAUCAAAGACUGCCUCAGACUAUGCGAGAUGUACAUCGCUUCCCCUGAGCCGGAAACUCUUCCAACGAUGGCUCCGAUUCUACAGGAAAGGAUCCACAGACUGGCUUUCAUUUGCUGCUACGAGAUUCCUCGCCAAGGCAACGCGCUCAGCGGAUACAUCUCGUACCUCAACGCGGUUCUCGUAAUUCUACACUCGAUGCUCGAUUCCAAAGCACACCCUAGACUUUGGUGGAUACUCGCUUCUGGAAUACAUUUGGCAAUGAGACUCUGCCAGAGGGCGGUCGAAGCAUUGCACCCGCGCUCCAAAACGAAUGAUUUCGAUGAUAAGCGGUUCUCGCUCGAUUGGUUCAGCCAUGUCGCCAAUCGAUACCCUGACCUUCCGCGGUUUGACGAUAACAUCGUUUCCAAUCAUGGCGAGGACGCGAUGGAUGUCGAUGAUCAGUCAAAGAACGUGAGUUACGGCGGCGAUCAGUUACACGGAGAAUUUAUUUUGUCCAGCCUAUUCGUGGUACGGCAACUUUACAGACGUGCCACCAAGAUCAUCAGUUACGCCAACGAUACUGAACUCUCCCUCGCGCUGAGUGAUGAUUUCCAUUGCAAGGACCCAGACGACAGGAAGAUCGAAGACAACUACUUGCAUGUUCUCUCAGAAAUUGCUACAUUUGUCAUUCAGCAGAUGACUGAGCUCGAGCAGACCAGGUUGCUUCUGAAUGAGGAGGUUGUAACCCUCUUCCGUGGAGAUGACGAGUAUCAUCAUCCCGACCCUCAAGCCGGACAUCCUUGGCACAAUUCCGAGCUGCGGGACGCUAUGCUGAGAACCUGGGCUCCUCAGGCUUCGUACAGUAUGACAAACCCUCCCAAGUUUCCCAUAAGCGGCUUCAGUCAGGGGCGUACUGUCAUCCUCUCUCUCGGUAUUCUCCAGCCCUUCCACCCAACAGCAAUUCAGCGCCUGGUCGAAAGAGGAACCGCACACCAGAUUCUCAUCGCUGGUCUCCUUGCAAGAGACCACUCAGCCUCGCCCAGAUGCCGUCAUGUUGUUUCGGCCAUCCUGACGAUCAUCUCCAACAAAUACCCCGUCGAAAAGCUGGACGAGAUUGUCACAAUGCUGCAGCUGCAGAUGAACUUUGUUGUAAGUGAAGAGAGACAGUCCGACGAGUUAGAGCAAAUUACGGGCUUCCUUGAGCACGAAGCCAACAUGGUACCUGGCGGACGACCUGAUGAGAUCAGGGCGGAGCUGGCGAGACCCGUGUAUGCCAUUAUUGCGGGCAUUAUAAGACGCUACAGCGGCAGCUCGCUCCGGCAGCUCCUGGCAACUAUCCAACAAGGACCCAACAACAAGAAGAUCGGCCACAUGCUAAGCCGUAACCUUGAGUUCAUCUUCGGCGGUCUCGACAUUCUCAAGAAAGAGUACUACGGACAAAUCCGCCCUCUCUGGGUUCAGAGAGCUUACUUCGAGAUGAUCAAGCCCAUGCUGGCCAAGGCCUGGCCUGCUGGCUCGAACAGCAGAGACGACAUGCUCACUGCUGCGAAUUACAGUAUUGCUGUCCUCGCAGCUGUCAAGUACAUGCAAUACCCGGUCUAUGAAGAUGACACGGAAGACCUGAUCAGACUGAUCCUCUGUGCGAUCCGAUACUUGCCAGCGACCAAGGACGUGGCGGCCGCUCUCAGUGUCCUACAGAACGUCACGGAGAACUCGCCCAAGCGGGUCCAGCCCUUCUUGAAGAGCGUCAUCGAGGCUUGCAUGUCCGUCUUUAACAGAAAUGGAACGCAGUCUGGCGAAGACGGCGCAUGGAUGCCGGCGGGCUACAUACCGUUCGAUCACUCUGGACUCUGGAGAUCGCAGUGUCGCUGCCAGGUCGUUCGCAUCAUUGGCCUCCUCCCCGUUCAAUUCGAGCACCGUCAUCUGCUUGACUCGGCGUCGCAGGCUAAGCGUUUGUUGGCGCAGGCUUCAGGUGACAGGGUGCGUAACGUUCGCGAGGCUGCUCUGACAGCCCGCGCUAAGUGGGAUGAAGUCAACUGA
Colletotrichum graminicola M1.001 is the source of this 3726-nucleotide messenger RNA. RefSeq lists its product as uncharacterized. Gene Ontology annotation, cellular component: cytosolic [4Fe-4S] assembly targeting complex. The transcript has 6 exons. Gene Ontology annotation, biological process: iron-sulfur cluster assembly. Bases 1 to 3726 code for a protein of 1241 amino acids. The record is from RefSeq and is a predicted model, not a curated record. NCBI's taxonomy places the organism in Eukaryota, Fungi, Ascomycota, Sordariomycetes, Glomerellales, Glomerellaceae.